Physcomitrium patens is the source of this 6512-nucleotide messenger RNA. The record is from RefSeq and is a predicted model, not a curated record. NCBI's taxonomy places the organism in Eukaryota, Viridiplantae, Streptophyta, Bryopsida, Funariales, Funariaceae.
AUGCAAUUGCUGAAUGGAUGGAUCGGCGUCAACCAUCCACAUGCAGGGAAAGAAUUGUAGUAUCAUUACUAGAUCAUUGACAAUGAUAAGCUUGUCAUUGUCUCGGUCGUUGUGGGCUAUCACCUCCUCCCUCCUCCGCAUUAGAUCCAAAAUUCGAAGUUCCUGCGGGGCUACUAAAGGAGUUCAGGGUUAAAAAAAUGCAAUGCAGAGGUUGCCAUCCAACGAGACACAACUCAAAUGCAGAGUUUGCGUGAGAUAACUUCAAAGAUAUAGCUUACGUUUCCGUUUGCGACCAGAUGGGUUUGAGGUUACACUUUGAAUCACUCAAGGGAAUUAGCUUGCAAUUCAAUUUGGAGCUGAAUGGAUGGAUCAAAUUGUUAUUUCUCGGUGUACUCAGCUUUCUGAAGGGGUCAAAUGUUAGUUGAAAAUAUAAUCUUUUGAAAACCUGGUUUUAUAAAUUUUGAUUGUUAAUACGUUAUUGGAAAUUGUUUGCUUUGGUAUGGGCUUACAGGUAACAGAGAAGCAACUCGCAGCUCUCUUCAUCACAUGUGGCCAGGUAGACUUUGAUUUUUCCAAUUUCUAAAACUUAGGAAGGUCCCUGCUAUCCCAAUUUUUGUUUUAAGUUUUGCAAGGGUUUCAGAUUGGGAUGAACCUUGAAGCUCGUGAUGAGAAUCUGGUGCUACUAGCAAAAGUUUAUCAGAGGGGGGCUAUUGGGUGGUGCUGCGUAAAGGUGUCGCAUACAUGUAGAGGUUUUCCGUUGGUGUUUGCCCCCCCAGUGUGGUGUCUGUGCAGAAGUUGCUUUUAUUUAGAUGCAGUAUGGAUAAGAAGAAGGCACACAGGGAGUACUUUCUGACAGAUUUGAGGAAGGAGAGGUCCCCGUGUACAAAUCAUGUGGACCUGAGCAUGUGCACAGCAGACUUGAAUAUGAAUAGUGUGAAUCAUAGCCAGAGAGCCCGUAUCUUAUGAAUAGUGUCAUUAAGUAUACAUUCCAAGGAUUUUGAAGUUGGAAUUGAGGGGAAUGGCGGCAGGGCAGCUGGAGUUGAAGUUGGCAUUGUUAAAAGCAGAGACAAAGCUGUAUAGUCCUCUUGAUACUAGAGUACAGCAGAUUAUGGAGGGGUGCACUGCGAUUGUUGCCGAAGUUGCUCGCUUACCACCCCUCAGAAACAUCCGAUAUGCUUGUAGAGUGUUGUGUGGAAUAUGUAGAAAUAGGCAAGAACCACUUUCGGUGAGAUCUCUCUUUUGGCUCAGGAAAUAUGGAUGUGGCGAUACUCUUGUCUGUCAACAUAUCGCGUGGUUAUUGUUUUGCUGAAUCGAGUCUCUGGUAGCCCCUCGUCUGCAGAGUACCACAUUGAAGCACUUCCAGUGGCGUAUUUUUUUUGAGCUAGUUUGAGGAAAACAUGGACAACUUACCUCGGUUUUUGCGAACAGAAGCGACAGCUGUAUCAACGUACACAGAUGAGGAAAGUACUCGACGGUUUUGCAGACUUGGCUGCAAUAUAUCAAGUUUGUCCAGUUCGAUUGGGACUCGACACGAUAAGGUGGCUGUGCUCUUGUUUUUGUGAUGGAAUGGAAUUCCAGCUUUCGGUCGUUCAGAUGGAUAACCACUUUUCACGAAACCCAGCUAUUUCUAAUCCCUCAAAAGAAGUUGGAGGAUUUGCAUAUCCGGAAGGUAAAUUCAAUUUCGCUGCGAUGAGGCACCUUCUAAUCCGUGUGAUGGUCAAGGGAAAGGUUCACACUAAUCACCGAUUUCCACAGUUCACCCACACGACGAGUUCUCAGUUCAAUUCAUUCUACCAAUGGACGGUACGAGAUUCCAAGAGGACGGAGCCACCGGCCUAGGCUUGCAGCAUACAUAUGUUGGUGUUGAGUCGGUGGAAGCUUCAAAGUGUUCUGGAAUCAAGUGUUGGUGGUGCAAUUUCACACUCACAUCACCGCAAGCGAUAUUUCUCGACCUGUUAUCACCUGUAAAAACGGCAAUUUUCAGCGAAGAAUUUAUCCGCUGAGUAUGAGCAUGUUCCUUAUGAGUUAAGCACAUGAACCUUUCUUAUUUUAGCCACACCUGUUUACAAAUUAGCGUUGAACGAAGAGAUCCUUUUACCGGUGUCGUUCAUUUGUUCACUUCAUUCUCCCCUCCAAUCUAAAAUAGUCUGGCACAAAGGGUAUCGAGAUACUGUUUUCAAAGCUUCGGUAGGGAGGGUCUUUAAUGGAGAGUAUCUGGUUCAGAAAACACUCAUAAGAAAUUGAUUUCGCAAGAAUGAUGUAAAAGAUCUGGUAUGGCAACGCCCACGAGCAUUUUGGACUUGCCCGCACUUCUGGUCUUAGAUAAGGAUGACCUGGGCGCGAAUGGAUGUUCAAAAGAAACAAAGAAACUUGAUGCUUCUAUCACUGAUAACCUUUCCUUAGAACAUCAUUCUAAAAAUGUUGGUGAAGGAAUUCAAACAAAUUUGGAAGCAAAAAACGAUGCUGUUCAAGGGAAAAUCCGCCCAAUCCAAGAACUGGAAGACCCGAAGAAACAAGGACUGAAGCCAUCUCGUGGUGAAGAGAGGAAGAGCAGGGAAUUCAAGCCUUCCCGUUUCAAAGACGAUUUGGAGAAAGGAAUACCAGUAGAAUCUGAUGACCAUCGCAUUAAAUGGUCCGUAUUUGGCUUCGGCCUGUCCGGUGACCAAGAAACAGCAUUGUUUCAGUACAUCACAAAUAAAUCGGGUAAAAUGCCCUACAACGAGCCAGACCGCGAGGCACUUGCACAUUGCUGGGGAUCGCCAGAACUUGUUAGGGAAGAUGUCGAUAACAAUGAGUUAGAGGAAGAUGACAUUCCAGUAGCCUUCCCCGCGGAUUUAUCCGAGACUCUUGCUGUUAAGGAAAUGGUGAAGUCAGGCUUACUAACCACAAGUGUCGUUGCUGUGAAUGGCGAGAAUGAUGGGUUGUUCCUGGCGGAUGAAGAAAGACUGAUUAACGCUGAAAACGAAGUCGACGCUGCGAGCACAGAAUCGUUGUAUGAAGGUGAAGGAGGAGUAGAUCAAGGUUUCAAAUCAGUCACUGUGGACUCCCUAGCCAACAUAGAGGAUGAGGAGGAGAAGCACGAGGGUCCUGCACAAGUCCUGGACAACGAGCAGAUGGAAAGGGACCUCAUCAUGCAGAAGGUCAAGGAAUGUUAUGGAUAUAGGGUCAAAACAUCGCUUGAGAGAGCCUUGAGAAAAGGGGACCCAGAAUCCAUCAUUUCCAGCCAAGCAGGCUUGGACAACCAACUUCAUACAGUAAAAUCUGGGGCAAGCCAAGAUGCUGCAUUUUCUGGAACUAGGAAAGAUGACAUGGUUGCCAGUCCAACAACAAUUGAGGUACCAGAGAACGGAAGUUUCAUUAAUCUUUGGGAGGAUGAGUGCAUGACAUAUUUGGAGCGACCACCUGAGUAUCGUGCACGAUUACAAUAUCAAGUCCGUGUCAUCCUUAUUUCACCAGCUUUUCAUGUCGCUGGCCGAACUGUCACUGCCUUCUCCAGUUUUUACGAAAAGAAAUUUGGGAGAACCGUUGAAGCCUCGGGCUUCAGCACGUCUGCUAGGCUGUGCAGAUCCAUGCCUCAUGUUGUGCAGAGGUUACUACUUAUUGACGAAGGCAAACUGCAGUUGGUGGAUACUCCUAAAAACCAUCGCAUUGUAGCUGGUAUUAGGUCGGGACUCCGAAGGAUCGUGUAUGAGAUACUCAGAACCCACCAAUGGUUGCACCUCGACACGAUUGAAUCACUUUGUGAAGGAGCGAUUGGGCAACCUUUACAUGAGGUUCUCAUCGAUCAUGGAUACCACACGGCUUCGGUGGAGUGCAUGCUUCAUGAUAUGCCAGACAUUGCUCAUCUCGAUGAACGCGCAGAGCAGACGCGAGUCUAUCUGUGCAAGGGAGCUGAAGACCCUGCUCUCACAGACGGGUUCCUCCUACGGCAAUCGAUUCAAGAGAGAUCCUUCGUGGGCUUGGCAGGGAGUAUAAGCCAGUUCCAUCGGGAGGUAAGUGGUUGUAAAUCGGAUUUGCACGUAGAGGAAAACCAGCAAUCUCCAGAUGACGAUGAUACUGAUGAACGAUCGAGUCCUGAUUGUUCGAGAACAGGACCCGUUGGAAUGGCCCCGGAGGAGCUAUCCGAUCUUCGAGCACUUUGUGCAGCUGAGAGCAAUAACUUGGGCAGGGAUGCAUCGAUUUACAACGUGGAAGAUCUGUCCCCUCAUGUGCGACUACGUCUCAGACUACUCCUUGCUUUACACGACGAAGGCCGUGGAAUCGAAGUCGAGUGCUUGCCAUCCGUAUAUGAGAAAAUGUUUGCGGUGCCACUUGAUUUACCAACCCUUGGUUUCAAGUCACUGCAAGAGCUUAUUGAUGCAUGGCGGGAUGUCAUGCUAACGCAAACCUCAAAUCCUAGGUGGGUCUUCCCCAUCAACACCCUUGAUAACAACCGCGUCUUGAACACAAUUACCUCCGGCUUAAGGUUAGCAGUAUUUGCCAUUUUGUUGGCAAGAUACCCAGCGGGCCUAGAACCUUUGGAACUUGUGGAAUGUUUAGAAGAGACGCUCUCGGGUAAACUUUGGGAGAUCCUCAGUUCAAAUGGUUACAUAUUCAAGGAUUUGAUCAAAACAGGGAAAUCUUUAUCCAGAAGUCCGUCGGAAUUCCAGCUACCUGACUGCCCUGAACUCCGAUUGCUGCUGAAAGAUAUGGAAGAUUUCGUCCGCCUUGGAUGCCGAGAGGAUGGUGUCCUCAUUGUGAAGCUACGGGACGGUGAAUUUCCGCUGCUUGACCUUCAGGAUUGCGAUGUGUCUGGAGGGAUUCCGGAGGGCGAGGGGGAGAAAUCAGACGUGGAUGCAAUCAAGGAAACACUUAACAACUCUGCUGCUUCCUCAAUAAGUUCACCAGCAAAGCCCGAUGAUCAUGUAGUCAUGGCCAUGGACACCCAACUUCCUGCCAGGAUAAACAGUGAAGCUUUAAAAGCUAAGCAUCAUGAAGUGGCGGAAGAAGGCGGCGCUGUGGAUCGGGAUUUAACUCCACUUGACAUGAUGUCAUCUGACGAGCAGAACCUUGCAUCGCUGCCGACAUCCCCAACACUGACCACAGAGCUCGUGGUCACUGUGCAAAAGCAAUCCUGCAAUCCGUCCCACAAGCUGAAACACGAAACACGGAUGAUACUCGGAAGUCCAGAUUAUAUGGAGAAUGGACUCACAAUAGAAGAGUUUCGCACCGUGUACAUGGACCGAACUGGUGGACGACCCCUCAGCUUGGGUGAGUUCAAAUCAAUAGAGUCAUUGUUGCAUGCGAUGCCAGACAUUGUGAGCUUCGAGUUGGGUCCUGCCCCUGACGAUCAAAUCAUCACGCUUGCACAAAGCCGUCGGAACAUGCGAAUUCUCUCAGUAGCGAAGGUGGGUCUGAGACAAGUGCUUUUCUGGGCUCUGUUAAGGAACCCGGGCGGUGUUUGGGCCGAGCUCCUUGAAGGCUGGUUCCUGGACUUCACAGGAUGGCCAUUAUCUAGUGUCCUUGCAAGUCAUGGAUAUGACAAGACGCGUCGAGCUCUUCUUCAACCUGUCACUGAGUUUUUGCUAGACAUGGCCGACAUUGUGGAUAUGAAAGAAAGUGAUCCUAGCCUUUACGUUUGGACUGGAUUGUGUGAAGGUCCAAAUCGAGCGGAUGCGUUACUUCUAGGAGUAUCAGACGAAAAUAUUCAAUACGAUCCAGUCAAGGCAGAGAACGUAGACUCACGGUGACAAAGAGGGGAGGAUUCAAAAACAGCUACUACCCAUUUAAAAACAAGGAUGGAAAAACAGGAGACGGGGUAAAAACAACGAUUGGUGAGGAUGAUGCCGAACACAAUGCUGCACUGCAGCAACGUCAGUAGUCAUUUCCAGCUAACGGGAAAGUUUCAUCGUUGAGAACGCAGAUGGCCCUCAAACCAAAAAUGUUUUGGCAUUUGUGGGCAGCAUGCACAAAAGGGAUCACCAUUUCCAGUAGUAUCUGAAAAAGUUCCAUCGUCAAAGGUGGAAACGUUUCCGCACGGUUGAGGAAUACUAGUAACGAAGAUCAGAACCUUUGAAAGCCAACAACUUGAAAUAAUGUGCGCCACUGCAGCUGUUAAACCAGCAUAUUAGGCACAUUACUAGCAUUCGAGUGAGGAAAUUUGAAACUCUACUCUAGAGAAGUACAUGCAACUACGUGAAAUCAAUGGAGAAGUCGACUAGCCUAGUAGUAGCACAGAGCCAUCAAGGAACAGUCACACAAUCUAUCUUAGUGUGCUCGCAAUCAGACUAACACUAAAGCAAACUGGUACGACCUACAGGCUUUUGAGAACACAGGUAUCAGUCAUCCAUCCAGAAAAAGACUUAGGAAGAAUGACGUGAUACUGCAAAUUGCACACUAGAAGAUAUUCACAAAUGAUGAGGUAUUCCACGGGACCUUAAAUAGGAUAACUAAAGGAAUAUAAAACUAGGUGCGCAAUUACAUGCAUUAUGAUUCCAAUCACUGAAUGAGACGAAAAAAUGUUAAGGAAGAAA